AUGAUUCGACAAGCUCCAGUGUCAAAGCCAACACUGUCUCAGACAUGUUUGUCACCAGAACAGAUGAAGAUCAGCUGCUUCUCUGAGGGAGAUGGAGUACAAUUAAUUUUGAGUUUGGAUGGUCAGAUAAUGGAACAAACUAGACCCAAGAAAACAGACAAACACAACGUUUUAAACAUUGCCAUCAGCUUACGUGGUCAGCUGAUGGGAAACUUGACAUGUAUUGUUCAAAACAAUGUCAGCAGAGAACAAAGAGUCAUCCGCCUUAGAAACUGUACAGCUCCCGUGUCAAAACCAGCUGUAUCUCAGAUGUGUUUGUCACCAGAACAAAGGAAAGUCAGCUGCUCCUCUGAAGGAGAUGACGUAGCGUUCAUCUUCUUAUUAGAUGAUAACUUGUUGAUAAAAACCCAAUCCAACAUUUCAGAAAACCACAACAUUUCAAAUGUUACAAUCAGCUUACAUGAUCAACUGCUGGGAAAGCUAAUGUGUAUUGUCCAAAACAAUAUAAGCAGACAACAAACCAUCAUCCACCUUAUAAGAUUUGCAGGUAAUAUUUCUGACCACUGUGUUGUGACUGUGGCUGUGGUAGGAAGCAUUGCCAUUCUACUCAUUCUGGCUGUGUUUCUUGGUAUCUGGAAAUUCCAAAAGACUGGCAUUAUGACUGUUAAUGAAGGACCUGAAUGGCUUGCUGGCUUGGAACAAUAUCGGGCCCCCUGA
Neolamprologus brichardi is the source of this 717-nucleotide messenger RNA. Lineage: Eukaryota; Metazoa; Chordata; Actinopteri; Cichliformes; Cichlidae. The record is from RefSeq and is a predicted model, not a curated record.